Macrosiphum euphorbiae (potato aphid) is the source of this 1479-nucleotide messenger RNA. Lineage: Eukaryota; Metazoa; Arthropoda; Insecta; Hemiptera; Aphididae. The record is from the annotation of a GenBank genome assembly.
AUGGCCUUGCCGGAUCGUCACGAGAAAUCGAAAAUCUUCACGCUGAUAUACAACUUAUCGGGUGGUGCUAUCAAUUCUCAAGUCAUCAUAACGGUGAUUGCGGCACUGGGAGCGAUAGCAACAGGUACCAUACUCGGAUGGUCGUCACCGGCCCAGAGCAUGUUGGACGCCGACGAGUCACUGUUGCCGUUUGCUGUCACCGGAAAGGACACGCAGACAUUCAGCUCUGUGUUCGGCAUCGGCGCGGCCCUGGGAGCUCUUCCGGCAGGAUACGUGUCCAGGAUAUUCGGCCGGCCGGCCAGCAUGAUGCUGUUUGAAGGGUUCCUGUUGAUCGGCUGGGCCAUGCUGGUGUUGCCCACUUCCGUUUGGAUGCUGUCCGCCGGCCGAAUGAUGCAGGGCAUCGGGGUAGGAGCUCUGUGUGCCAUCAUACCAUCGUAUAUCGGCGAGAUAGCCGAGCCCCGGAUGAGAGGUCGUCUGGGAACAAUAUUCCAAUUAUUCAUAGUCAUCGGCAUACUGUAUUCGUAUACGUCGGGUGCAUUCUUAAAGUACGUGCCAUUUUGCGUCGCCUGCGCCUUUUGGGUGAUUUUACAUUUUAUCGGUGUCCUUUGCAUACCUGAAUCGCCGUACCAUCUGAUGAACAUCAACGAUCCCAACGGGGCGGCUGUUUCGCUGCAGAUACUUCGAGACUCAUCGGACACCACCGAAGAAUUGGCAUCCAUCAAGUUGUUCGUCGAAAAGCAACAAUCCCAAAGUUAUACGGUGUCGGAAGUGCUCUCGGACAAGGUGAAUCGCAAGGCCCUGAUGAUCAGUAUUGGGUGCAUGUUUUUUCAGCAAAUGAGUGGUAUAAACGUGGUGAUAUUUUACAUGACAGAUAUAUUUAAAUCGACCGGCAGCCACAUGAGUCCGAACACGUGCACCAUAAUCGUCGGUGUAGUACAGCUUCUCAUGACGGUCGUGUCUUUUACGAUCAUUGACAAAAGUGGCCGAAAGGCGUUACUCGUGCUGUCGGGGUUGCUGAUGGCAAACUGCUACAUGGGCUUGGGCGGAUUUUUUUUAAUAAAAACCCAUUAUCUAGAACUGGCUUCGAAACUCAAUUGGUUACCCUUAGUGUGCAUCGCUGUGUACAUAUCGGCGUUUUCCAUCGGUUACGGUCCCGUGCCUUGGAUACUGAUGGGCGAAAUAUAUUCGUCGGAGGUGAAACCGAUCGGGACGAGUCUGACCACCUGCACCAACUGGACGCUAGUGUUCGUGGUCACUUACGUGUCUACCGAGCUGACCCGGUGGCUGGACCAGGCGGGCUGCUUCCUGACAUUCAGCGCAUUUUGUUUGAUGGGUGCUGCAUUCGCCGCGUCCGUCGUGCCGGAAACGAAAAACAAGACGUUGGCAGAAAUACAGCUGAAACUCGUCGGCAAGUCUAAGGCCAUUCCUAUGGCAGUGGAUGUUGUGGAGCAGGUUCAAGCGACCACCACGUUUCCAUGA